UUCAGCCUGAUUGUUACCAGUCCACUAUGUAUCAGAAGUAUCCGGUUCCACAGAACCAUAACAAUAGUGCCUCACGUUUCAAGAAGUACGGGAAAUCAGCAACCAGUGUCAACUCAUGUUCACCAGAAUUCAGCUUAGGCACACAACAAAGCACUUUAGGUUUGCAACCCAAAACAAAUAGGAUAGGGACAAUGAUGAAAUGGAUGGGUGUCUUAUUUUUCUUGCUACUUAUCUGUGGGUCAGCAAUAACAACAGUCAUAACACUACUCAAGACGCCAGAAUCCAAGACGUUCAAUGGGACAGUCAUCACAUUUGCGAUGUUUUCUGGAGACAAAAAAACGAAAACGCUUACCUUCCCAGAAGUAAUCAACAAUGGUCCAGACUGCAGUCUCGAAAUGAAUAAAAACAACUCACGCAAAGCAAUAAAAGCUAUGGAGGAAAUGAAUUAUCGAUAUAACUUUAUCCUAUAUGGUACAGCAGCAAACACAUCGUCUCCAGAAUCAGCGAACGCUGCUCUCAAACAAUUGGAAUCUAUAAAGCCUAACUCUGAGAAGCAAUGCAACCUCACUUCGGUGAUUGCCGAGUUCAAGAGGUUACGAAAUGGGACACAAAAUUGUCUCAUCUACAACUUGCCGUGUCAAUAUCAAUAUGAUAGGGACGACCCAGUCAGGAAGAUGUUUGUGCAAGAACUAUCAAAGGUCAAACAAAGGGUAAUGCUUGUCUCACUAACGGCCAAUGCGUCGAAGGUGAAAGAGACAUUCGAACUAGGAGACAGUUUCAAUAUAGUUGGAAUGGAAGAAACAGAUCUAUCAUCAAAAAUCGCAAGUUUCUGCGCAUCAGUCUCACUGCAGGUGCACGUUCUCAGUAAAUGCUGUGGGGAACAACAAUACUUUGCAAAUAUCUCCACUAAAAAAGCUCUGUACUUCUAG
Cylicocyclus nassatus is the source of this 929-nucleotide messenger RNA. The record is from the annotation of a GenBank genome assembly. NCBI's taxonomy places the organism in Eukaryota, Metazoa, Nematoda, Chromadorea, Rhabditida, Strongylidae.